AUGCCGGUCACUGUUAAGGGGUGUGAGGGGAAGGGGGCAGGUGAGCACCUGUCAGGGGCGUUUUCAAAGAGUCUGUACGAGGCAGCCGUCAACCAGGAGAAACAGGAUGCCCGGAGGUCAUACAAAGACCUCAUCCCAGAGGAGAAUGAGAACAACACUCAGGAGGAGAUCACAGUUGUCAAUCUCAAUACAGACAAAUCAGGCCGGGUGAAGUUAGAGACCGUGGAUGACCUUUUCAACAUCUUGAAACUGAGGAAGAGAAGGAGGGAGAGGAAGGUGCAGAACAAGAAAGAACCUGAGCCAGAGAUCAUUCCCGACACAGUGGAUGAAGACACGUUCCUGAAAGCAGCAAUGGAGAAUAAGUUGCUUGUGAUUGAGAAGUACCUGUCAGGUGGAGGUGACCCCAACGUCAGUGAUCAUUUCCUAAGGACAGCGCUACACAAAGCCUCAUCUAAGGGCCAUGUGGAGGCUGUGAAGAGACUGCUGGAGGCUGGGGCUUCUAUUGAGAAGAAAGAUAGAUUGGACGCCACAGCAGUACACUGGGCCUGCAGGGGAGGCAGCCUACCUACUCUGGAGCUGCUACUCAAUGAAGGAGGGAGGUUCAACUCCAGAGACAAGCUGCGCAGCACUCCUCUCCACGUGGCAGUGAGGACUGGACAUUAUGAAUGUGCUGAGCACCUCAUCCAUUGUGGAGCAGACGUCAACGCUAAAGACAGAGAUGGAGACACACCCAUGCACGAUGCUGUGAGGAUAAACCGAUUCAAAAUGAUCAGGCUGCUGAUGAUGUAUGGAGCCAGUCUUAAAACUAAGAACAGUGAAGGCAAGUCCCCUAGUGAGAAUCUUCUGGCUUGGCAGAGUGGCGCUAAGAACAUCCUGUGUAACGUCAACAAUGACAAAUCUGUCAAGUAGAGCAAUGACUGAGGUCUUGGGGAAAUCCACCCAAUGACUGAGGUUUUGGGAUAAUCCACCCAAUGACCGAGGUUUUGGGAUAAUCCACCCAAUGACUGAGGUCUUGGGGAAAUCCACCCAAUG
Salvelinus namaycush (lake trout) is the source of this 1032-nucleotide messenger RNA. RefSeq names its product ankyrin repeat domain-containing protein 1-like. Gene Ontology annotation, cellular component: nucleus. The transcript is spliced from 9 exons. Gene Ontology annotation, molecular function: RNA polymerase II-specific DNA-binding transcription factor binding. Bases 1 to 909 code for a protein of 302 amino acids. NCBI's taxonomy places the organism in Eukaryota, Metazoa, Chordata, Actinopteri, Salmoniformes, Salmonidae. The record is from RefSeq and is a predicted model, not a curated record. Gene Ontology annotation, biological process: regulation of transcription by RNA polymerase II.